CGGCGCGCUGCGGCCGGCGCACCGCGCUGAUCUGACGGCAGGAGCCAGGUGCUUCUCCUGGUCUCCCAUGGGGUGCAGGGCUCAAGCACUUGGGCCAUCCUCCACUGAACUCCCGGGCCAUAGCAGAGACGUGGCCUGGAAGAGGGGCCACCGGGACAGAAUCCGGCGCCCCGACCGGGACUAGAACCCGGUGUGCUGGUGCCGCAAGGUGGAGGAUUAGCUUACUGAGCCGCCGUGCGGGCCAAGAGGUCGCUUUUCUUCCAACACCUCCAAAAUUCCCCUGGGGAAGGGGGCGGAAGGUGGGGUUUGCACCUGGUAUGGAGAGGCGGAACCCCGGAGACCGUCGGACGAAAUCGCCUCCACGUUUCUCUAGAGCGGCGCGCACCACCUCCCCGGAACCUGCGGCUCGGACGCUGUGGUUCCGGUCGGAAGUCCCCGGCGACGCACGCUGUCAUGGCUGCGCCGGUGCUGAGGUGUGUUCGCGGGCUGGCGGGGCGAGUGGGCUUUGUAACGGUCCCGCGGAGAUAUCGACAUAAGAAGAAAUGGGCUUCCACAGAGCCCCGGUUCCCUGCCAGUCAACUGGCUCUGCAGAAUUUUGACAUGACUUACAGUGUGCAGUUUGGGGAUCUUUGGCCAUCUAUCCGUGUCAGUCUCCUCUCAGAGCAGAAGUAUGGUGCACUGGUCAAUAACUUUGCUGCUUGGGAUCACGUGAGUGCUAACCUGGAGCAGCUGAGUGCCAGGGACUUUGUGAACGACGCCGUCACCCACUGGGAACUGGAGCCUGAGAGUGGCCAAGCUACAACACCAUCCCCAGCCUCCUGGGCCUGUAGUCCAAACCUUCGAUGCUUCACUUUUGCCAGAGGAGAUGUCAGCCGCUUCUCUCCUGCAAGAGUUACAGAAUGGCCACAACAGCCCAAUUUGGACCGAUCUGAAGCCAGGAGCCAGGAGCCAGGAGCUUCUUCCAGACUUGGCAGCCAAGGUGUUAUGGACUACUACCUGAUGGAUGCUGCCUCCUUGCUGCCUGUCCUGGCCCUUGGCCUGCAGCCUGGGGACACCGUGCUUGACCUGUGUGCGGCCCCAGGAGGAAAGACAUUAGCAUUACUUCAGACUGGCUGUUGCCGCAAUCUUGCUGCCAAUGAUCUGUCCACUUCCCGGACAGGCAGACUACAGAAGGUUCUUCACAGCUAUGUGCCUCAGGGUAUCAGGGAUAGAGUUCGAGUCACCUCGUGGGAUGGCAGGAAGUGGGGAGAACUCGAGGGGGACACCUAUGAUCGGGUGCUGGUAGAUGUGCCCUGUACCACCGACCGCCACUCCCUUCAUGAAGAGGAGAACAACAUCUUUCAGCGGUCAAGGAAGAAGGAACGGCAGAUGUUGCCCAUGCUGCAGAUGCAGCUUCUUGCGGCUGGACUCCUUGCCACUAAACCAGGAGGCCAUGUGGUCUAUUCCACCUGCUCACUCUCACACUUACAGAAUGAGUAUGUGGUGCAAGGGACCAUGGAGCUCCUGGCCAAUCAAUACAGCAUCGAGGUUCAGGUGGAAGACCUGACCCACUUCCGAAAGCGCUUCAUGGACACUUUCUGUUUCUUCCCAUCCUGCCGGGUUGGGGAGCUUGUAAUACCAAACCUUAUGGCCAAUUUUGGGCCUAUGUACUUCUGCAAAAUGCGUAGACUGACAUAGCGUCAUCCUGUACCUGAAAUAGACAGAGUGUACCCUGCUGGAGGCAUUGGAAGCCAGGAGCAGUGGCAGAGCUGCACUCGUGUCUCGAUCCUAUUUGAGUCUUUCGGCAGAUAGUGUUCAGUAGUAGGAAGUAGGAGUUUUUCUGUGCUGCUGUCCAAUUGUGGAGCACCAGCAGGUUUCCAACUUACUUAUUAACUCCCAUCUCCAGACCUGUGCUAAAAGUUCCUGCCCUUUGAGGGGCCUAGAAUGAGGAGCCAGUGAGCAAGCCCAUACUUUAAGCUGUAAACUUGGGAAGAAGCAUUAAGUCAAUAAAAUUGUUGAAGUUCUACAGAGCUGGGGCUGCAGUGGGGCUUCAUGUCAGUCUAAGUACCAUUUGUUCAUUCCAGGCUUCAGCCCAGGGCCUCAGCCGGGGUGCAGGCCUCGGAUUACAGGCCCCUGUCACACUUGAACUGGAGUUCUGCCAAAUCAGUCCUGAGCAGUCAACAGGCCGAAACCUACCCAGUUUCUCCCUGUGACCCGUGGUCUAAUUUAAGGAACAAGCAACAAACAGUGUUAAGCCGGUGCAUCAUAAUCUGCCUCCUUACCCAUGUGAGAAAACUUUCCUGAGCUGGAAAAUUCUGGCCACUCCUCCUGCUGUCAACAGCAGUGCCACCUAAAUGUGGCUAGGAGGCUUGCUUUUGCCACAGGCAUGUCAUACAUGUCAUGUGUUUUCCUUUGUUCAUUCAUCUAGCAAUUGUUUGGCAAGCUCCUGUAGGACAGGUGGUUGGGGAGGUAGUAGAGAUGAAGUGGUUGGGAUCGUGGGAGAUAAUCAGACUCCCUCAUUUUUCAGAAUGGGACUCUCAUCUGCUUCCUGAGAGAAGUUUUCACUUCUUUUAAAGAUUUAUUUAUUGAAAUAUUUACCGAAAUUUAUAUUUGAAAGGCAGAGUUUCAGAGAGGGAGAGACACUGAGACAGGGCUUCUGUCCACUGGUUCAUUCCCCAAAUGACCACAACAGCCGGACUGGGCCAGGCUGAAGUCAGGAACCAGGUGCUUCAUCUGGUCUUCCAUGUAGGCAGCAGUCUGGUUUUUUUUUUAAUAAAAGAUUUAUUUAUUUAGUAGAAACUCAGAGUUAUAUACAGAGAGGGAGAGACAGAGAGCAAUCUUCACUUCGCUGGUUCACUUCUCCAGUGGCUACAACAGCUGAACUGAGACUGGUCGAAGCCAGGAAUCAGGAACUUCAUCGGAGCCUCUCCAUGGAUGGCAGGGGACCAAGCACUUGGACCAUCUUCUGCUGCUUUUCCAGGCCAUUUGCAGGGAGCUGGAUCAGAAGCCCAGAGCAGCCAGGACUUGAACCAGUGCCCAUAUGGCAUGCCAGUGUCACAGACAGUAGCCCUACCUGCUGCACCACAAUGUCAGCCCCAAGUCUGCGAUUUUUAUUCUUAUUUCUAGUCUGCAGCCGAGCUCUGGUGCCUGUCCUUGGCCCCUCCUCUAAGAGCUGUGCCCCACAGAGUAUGCAUGUGGGGCAAUAUUAUAUCACUUCAUAACUGCAUGUUGUCUGUGUUGUUUUUGUACCACUAGCCAAAAGAAAUUAACCUUUAGUGGCAGGGAUAUUAAAAAUUGCUUAUGGUCACCUACA
Messenger RNA from Oryctolagus cuniculus (rabbit), 3292 nucleotides. It is a transcript of the gene NSUN4, whose product is annotated as NOP2/Sun RNA methyltransferase 4. The record is from RefSeq and is a predicted model, not a curated record. Gene Ontology annotation, biological process: rRNA methylation. Lineage: Eukaryota; Metazoa; Chordata; Mammalia; Lagomorpha; Leporidae. Gene Ontology annotation, cellular component: mitochondrial large ribosomal subunit. Gene Ontology annotation, molecular function: RNA methyltransferase activity.